This is a messenger RNA of Callorhinchus milii (elephant shark), 2774 nucleotides long. RefSeq names its product R-spondin 3 (gene rspo3). NCBI's taxonomy places the organism in Eukaryota, Metazoa, Chordata, Chondrichthyes, Chimaeriformes, Callorhinchidae. The record is from RefSeq and is a predicted model, not a curated record. The coding region runs from base 1278 to 2123 and encodes 281 amino acids. The transcript is spliced from 5 exons.
GCGAGGCUAAGCCAUAUUUAUUGAGAAAAGACAAGUAUAUUAGCCAGAGCCCCUUUGCUGGCUUGUGGAGUUUCUGUGCGCCAGCCCACGUCAUCUGAUCUGCUUUUAGUGCCUUUUCUGCUCAGUCAUAUCGCCCUCAAGAGUGCGAAGCGUAUCAGCGCGGGACUGGACCGGACCGGACUGGACUGGACUGAGAGGCAAAAAAAAACAAAAACAACAACACUCUCAGCGCACAACUCGGGGCUGUCGCCCGCGUCUCGGUCCUCUCUGUGCUCACACCUAUAACCAUCACACGAGCGAAAGAAAGAAAGAAAGAAAGAAAGAAAGAACGAAACGGCGGGUGCGUUAAAAAGCCCCCAAAACAACAACAACAACAACCCGUUAGAGGUCCAGCGGUAGGAAGUCAUGACUUUUCUGAGCUCCGAGGACCUUUGCAGACGACAGACAGCGUGACACUGACAAGGUCGGGAAUCCCGCGUCUGAAGCGGAAAAAAAAAAUCCCUCAGCGACGCUCGGAGAGGGUUUGGAUUGGAUCAGCGCCGCGCACACUGGGGGCAAAAACUCUUCCAGAUAUACUUCGCCCUCCUCUCUCCUUCCUCCCACAGCCCUUACGCGGAGAGUGGCACCAAACCAAAUCUGAUUUUGGGAGGAGAGAGAGAGAGAGAGAGAGAGAGAGAGAGAGGAAAAAAAAAAGGGGGAACUGAAAGGGCCCAUUUAGUUUAAAAAAUGGUUAUGUUCUUUUCAGUCCGACUGCUGAUCUGACACAUUCGCGGUGAUUUAAGGAUUUUGGAUGAGCCGCAAUCAGAUAGCAAAAGAGAAUUAUUCCAGAAGAUUGACCUAAAGAUUCCCCCCCCCCAUCCCAAAAAAAAAAGAAAUUGGCGUAUGUUCAGAUGGUUUGGAAGAGCGGAUGGCUGUGAAGGUGUUAAAUGUGACAGUUUUUGAGGGGUGUCGGCAGAGCAGAUGUUGACGGGACCUGGUCUGGGGCUGUCUGAGGCGUUUCUUUUUAAGGACGUGAGACCCAAGCGCACUGAGCUCUAUGUGGCUUCCAAAUCACUUGGCUACAAGAUGUUACUUACAAGUCGGGCCAGUGGUUCUGGGGCCCCAGAUCAGAUCUGUCUGCACUUCGUAGCACUAUAGAGCCGUAAAGACCGUCUGCCCACUCUGCUCCAUUUGCAUCAAUAGCCAGCAGUCGAGGAGGAUUUCCCGGAGAUUCCCCCCCAAAGUCAACCCCGAGUCACUGCAGUAACUGAUUUGAGGGACGUCACCCGCAGGUUACUAUGCAAUUUCGACUGAUUUCUGUGGUUCUAAUUUUAUUAAACUGUAUGGAAUACAUUGGCAGCCAAAACGCCUCCAGAGGAAGGCGGCACAGAAGAACGAACACAAAUGUGGGACAAGGUUGUCCUAACGGGUGUGAUCGAUGUUCUGAGUACAAUGGAUGCCUGUCAUGUAAACCCAGACUCUUCUUCUUUUUGGAGAGGAAUGGGAUGAGGCAGACUGGUGUCUGUCUCUCCUCCUGCCCAAGUGGAUACUAUGGAAUCCGAACACGAGAAAUGAACAAAUGCACAAGAUGCAGAGCAGACAACUGUGAUACCUGCUUCAACAAAAAUUUCUGUACAAAAUGCAAAGCGGGAUUCUAUUUGCAUAAAGGAAGGUGUUUUGACAUCUGCCCUGAAGGGUUUACUCCUAAUAAUCAGACAAUGGAGUGUGCUACUGCCGUACACUGUGAAGUAAGUGAGUGGAGUCUGUGGAGCCCCUGCACAAAGCGAGGGAAGACAUGCGGCUUCCGGAAAGGCAGUGAGUCGAGGAGCCGAGAGAUUGUGCAGCGCUCUUCAGCACAUGGGAACCCAUGUCCGAAGACCAGUGAGACAAGGAAGUGUACUGUCCAGAAAAAACGGUGCCCCAAAGGAGGAAAAGGAAGUAAGGACAAAGAGAAGAGAAAAAAGAAAUCAAACAAAGAGGGCAAUAAAGAAGACUCACAAGACAAGCAAACAAAAGAGAGCAGUCGGGGCAAGGAACAUAGAGGCAACAGGGAAGCACGAGAAAAGAAAGAAAAACCUGAAAACAAGAAGCGAAAGAGGCAGAAUAAGAAACAGAUACCCACAACAGUGAGCACGGUUCACUAAAGGCCUCACUUGGUUGCUGAGAUUUCUGAUGCUGCUAUGUAUUAACAAGCUAACCUAUAGAGGUGCACUGUAUAAUGGAUCCAGUGCUGGAUUCCUACUUCUAAAUCUUACUCCUGACCUUCAUGGACACUGCUAUUCAUUUCAAGGACUUCAGCUGAAGCCGAAAAUGUAGAUGUACCUAAGUUUAUAUGACAUUAUGCAUAAUUAACCCUUGCCCUACUGAAUAAAUGGGAACUCCGUAUGGUUAGCACAACAAAUAUCGUGACUAGCCCUUUAAGGGUUAAAAAAAGAGCCAAUUAUGAGAAAAGGUAUUCCAGUUAAGCGAAGUCUUUAGCUUCUGCGCAGGAGAUUCCUCAUCAAAUAUAAUAUGCAUUUGUGCAUGUUCUGGUUUCUAUAUAAAAUGACAACAGGAUUUUUUUUCUUUAAUUAUUAACAGACUGCUGCCUUGUAAUAUAGUGGAAUGUAAUAAAUGUCAUUUGAAACCUGGAGGACCAAUUGUUACCUUUCUUUAAAGUGUCAUUUUUAAGUUUCUGUUUAUGGACCUCUGUAAGAAACAGUGCGCACACUAAAAACUAGUGUGAUUUUUGUCAACAGAUGCCACUAAACUCCUUAAAAGCACCUGUAUUUCAAAUAAAAAAUAUAUUUCCUGUG